Paraglomus brasilianum is the source of this 618-nucleotide messenger RNA. NCBI's taxonomy places the organism in Eukaryota, Fungi, Glomeromycota, Glomeromycetes, Paraglomerales, Paraglomeraceae. The record is from the annotation of a GenBank genome assembly.
AUGUGCGAAGAAAAUAGGGAUAAAUGUGAAGAGAAAGAUUGUGAAAAAGAUGAAGACGGGAAAGGAUAUGAAACCGUGAAGGUGGAGGAAAUAGUGAAAAACGUGAAAAGAAUAUUUUGGGGAAAUGAUGACCAUGGGCAUGGUGCAAAACGUGAAGACAAAGAUGGUGCAGGAAAUGAGCAUAAAUGUGAUAAGGGAGAUGAUGAAAAUAGUGAAGAGGAAGAUGGCCACAAACAUAGCGUAAAAGUAUGGUGGAGAAGGAGAUGCGAAAGUAGCCAUGAACAUAAUACAAAAUGUGAGGAUGAAUAUAGAGGAGGAAAUGGUGGGAAAAAAAUGAAGAGUAAGAUGACAAAAAUGAAAAAUGGAAAAGGGAAAGGAAAUAGCGAGAAAGAUGGAGAGAAAGAUGGCCAUAAAUAUGUGCAAAAUGUUAGAAGAAGAAUUUGGAAAGAAUAUGGUGAAAAACGUGAACGGAAAGAGCGGAAAUUGAUGACAAACGUGAAGACAAAGAUGGCGAAGGAGUUAGUGAAGGAGAAAAUGGUCAUAAACGUGAAGAAUAAGAUGGUGAAAAAAUUGGCGAGAAAGAUGUGGCAAAUAUAUGAAGAAAAAGAACGGUCAUAA